UGAAACUCUGAAAGUGGAUUUGGAGUCCUCUCGUCAAGCUCUUUCGUUUUAGAACAUGGGGCCUUUCCCAGUCGAAACUACCCCCCCCCCUGCUCUAGGCACCAUGUCGUCGCUCAUCACGAUUGCCGAGCAGCUGGUGGCCCUGAACAUCAAGGUUGUAGAGGCGUUCCUGCCGCAGCUCGCUUGGGAGGCCCGCGCCGACAGGAACGGCGAGCACAACCCCCGCUACUACGCGCCCCUUCGUAUUGGCGAGGGCGGGCCGUUUGAGCGACGAGGGCUCCACGGGCUCCAUCCACCUCCGCAUGGCUGGCGAGGAGGAGAGGUGCAUUCCAUACGAGGCCGCCUACAUCAUGGACCCGACCACCGGGUCCCUGCCCAACAAGCACCGUGUGGCGCCGGUGGAGGGCAACACGUGUGUGCUGGUGGUGUCGGUUUACCGCACCGACCUCACCUACGACGACAUCGUGGGCGCCAUCGUGGCCAAGUCUGUGGAGCGGCGGCAGCCCUUCAGUCUGGCCGCCAUUGAGAUUGAGCGGCCGACGGCACAAGUGGCCAGCACCAGGAGGAACGUUGGCAACACCUAUGGCAGUGCCAACAAGGGCAGGACGCUGUCCCAGGCGGCCAAGGACGCCAUGUCGGCGGCCCGCAAGGGCAAGGGCAAGGGCAAGGGCAACGGCAAGCCGAUGUCCCAGGCGGCCAAGGACGCCAUUUCAGCGGCCAAAAAGGGCAAGCCGCUGUCCCAGGCGACCAAGGACGCCAUGUCGGCGGCCCACAAGGGCAAGCCGCUGUCCCAGGCGACCAAGGACGCCAUGUCGGCGGCCCACAAGGGCAAGCCGCUGUCCCAGGCGGCCAAGGAUGCCAGUUUGGCGGCCCGCAAGGGCAAGCCGCUGUCCCAGGCGCACAAGGACACCAUUUCGGCGGCCAAAAUCACCUGCCUCUGCGGCAUCUGCAAAACUGCAAGGCACGCCUGACACAGCAGGGGAUAAGGCCCCAGUCCUGGUCAAGACAAAAGAG
Molecule: messenger RNA, 1014 nt
Organism: Chlamydomonas reinhardtii
Lineage: Eukaryota; Viridiplantae; Chlorophyta; Chlorophyceae; Chlamydomonadales; Chlamydomonadaceae
Exons: 2
Coding region: 303-971 (222 amino acids)
Molecular function (GO): DNA binding
Source: RefSeq, a predicted model, not a curated record